Molecule: messenger RNA, 1537 nt
Organism: Alligator sinensis (Chinese alligator)
Lineage: Eukaryota; Metazoa; Chordata; Crocodylia; Alligatoridae
Product: coenzyme Q-binding protein COQ10 homolog B, mitochondrial-like
Exons: 5
Coding region: 510-1187 (225 amino acids)
Biological process (GO): ubiquinone biosynthetic process; cellular respiration
Cellular component (GO): mitochondrion
Molecular function (GO): ubiquinone binding
Source: RefSeq, a predicted model, not a curated record
AAGAAGGGUGACUGCGCCCAAAAGCUUGCUAAGAACUUUUUUCCGACUACUCAGUUGGUCUAAUAAAAGAUACCACAUCUAUUCAAAGAAGCCUGCCUGCCUAAUUGGGUCAGAUCUGGGGGGAAGCUGGGGAAGGCCCAGGUGAGGUCCCUGCAGGUGCCCAAAUCCAGCAGAGCCUGGCUUGGGACUCUUGAGUUUGAGGCUCGUGACCUGGUGAGGCCCAGGGGGCUGUGGCAGGGGCUGGGCUUCAGAGGGACAUCUCCCCCAGUGCCAGGACAGGGUGGCUUCCAGCCCCAGCUCCCCACCACCCCCUGCUCCUGUCCCUGUGGGGCUGCUGUACCUGCCAGGGGGCAAGCCUGGCCGGAUGCAGCACCCUUUGUCCCGCUGGCCUGGCGGGACACUCCUCCGUGACAUCACUGGGAGUGUCACCUGGGCGGGGACAUCCCCUCCACUGACGUCAUGGGCAGAGUUAGGAGGAUGCCGGGGCUCGGGGCGGGCAGAGCCAAACCAUGGCUGGGAGCACUCGGGGCGCUGCGCUGGGCCGGGCGCUGCUGGGGGACAGGGGCAGGUGCCUGAGCUCCUGCGGUGUGCUAGCAGUAUGCACCCCCAAGCAGCGCCCUCCAGCUCCGGCUCCAAUCCUGAGCCAGCAGGCGAGGCCCUUUCUGCACCUGGCAGCCCCUCUGAUGGGCAACAAGCGGAUGGAGUACUCGGAGGCGCGCGUCAUGGGGUACUCAAUGAAGCAGAUGUACAAUGUGGUGGCCAACGUUGAGAGCUACCGGCUAUUCGUGCCAUGGUGCAACAGCUCCAGGGUCCUGUCCCACCGCAAAGGGCUCAUGAGGGCAGAGCUGGAAGUUGGCUUUUCACCCUUGGUGGAGCGCUACAUCUCUGAAAUCUCCCUGAGCCCCCAUCAGAUCCGGGCUGUGUGCAACGAUGGCCGGAUGUUCAACCACCUGGAGACGCUGUGGCGGUUUGGGCCAGGGCGGCCAGGGCAGCCAGAUACCUGCACAUUAGACUUCUCGGUCUCUUUUGAGUUCAAGUCUAUCCUACAUUCCCGGCUGGCCACCCUGUUCUUCGAUGAGGUGGUGAAGCAGAUGGUGACAGCUUUCGAGGCCCAGGCAAAGAAGCUGUUCGGUCCACAGGCUGAGGUUCUGCCACGACAGCGCCUCCAGGCAGCUCGCUGCGGAUGAUUGUGACAGGACCUGGAGCUGACCCCGCAGCCCCCCUCCGAUGGAGGUGCCCUUCUGAGCUCAUUAGAAGGUUCUGUCUUCGUUUUGCUCUGUCCACAUUUUUGCCUGGACGCAGUUAGUCACCCUCCUUGGGGCCUUGUUCUAUUUAUGUCUAUUUAACCCCCUGCCCUGGAGAUUAAAUUAUUUUUGUAAUCGUGGUGGUUUCUAUUUAAUGCUGCUGUUGGCACAAGGACCAAAAUGCCCAUUUCCUGAGUGCAUUUCCGUGCUGGAAUCUCAGGAGGAGGCAGGCACAAGACUCAAAUGGAAAAGGUUCUAUUUUUAAUGGUGUCAAUAAAAACUUUUGAAUGGAA